AUGUCAAAGUAUUUAUCUAACGUGAAAUUUGUGAAUAUGGAGUUGGAUUUGGAGGAGGCAAGACGACAGGAACUGAAGGCUGAAAUAAAGGCUUUGGAGGAGGCAAAGCAACGUGAAAUAACGGCUUUGGAGGAGGAAAGACGACAAAAAAUAAAGGAUUUCAUGCGUGCUUUGGAGUUUAUCGGAUCAACGAUUCAGUCACAGGACGAGACUAUCUCGGUUAACGAACCUACAAACAAUGUUUUGAUGAGGCUGACCCAAGAUGCAAAGUUUAUAUCAUAUUUAAAGCGAACAUGCUCACUUAAUGAUUUUCAAUACAAGGAUGUCGAGACCUGUAUUAGUAAGGGUAGUAUCUAUCACACUGCAUUAAGAAAUUUGUACGGUUCCUACAGGAAUGUCGGAAUUGAUGCGCGGGACUGGAGUGUGAAUGAAGUAUUAGCAUUAG
Molecule: messenger RNA, 445 nt
Organism: Paraglomus occultum
Lineage: Eukaryota; Fungi; Glomeromycota; Glomeromycetes; Paraglomerales; Paraglomeraceae
Source: the annotation of a GenBank genome assembly